UUUCUAUGUCUCAAAGACGUGUUUAAAUACUUUCAGCAUCAGUUACUCUACUCAUCUGAUUCAUCAAAGUCUUGAGACAUGUUAGCAGUAGUAGUUUAGGAUCAAACGUAUCUGAUUCACCAACGAAAUGAUUCAUAUUUUUUAGGGUUUAAUUCACAAAACCUCACUCUACUGUCAUUUUUUUUGACACUGUAUAGAAUUUGUAGUUCAUUUUAAAUGUUGGGGACAGAAAAUGGAAGAAUCCUGACUUUAAUUUGACACCGUGCUUGUGAUUCUUUGCGGCCACAACAAGAUUGGUGUUCUACUGGUCCCACAGAACAUAGCAACUGUGAUUGAAACUCGAUUCUCAUCCGCUUCACACAUACACAUGUUUUUUUGUAUAUACAUAUAAUCGUUUGGCUUUUCGAAACACCGAAAUUGGUGGCCAACAUCAACACUGUUUGUUUUGUUUGUUACUUACACAAACAACAACGACAAUACUGAUCAUCAAGUUAUAUAAAUACACACGUAUAUGUAUGGAUAUGUGGCCAAAAUUAUGCUUUUGGUUUUUGUAUGUCAGAUGGGUGGCUCUGCUUGCUGGUGGGGAUGUGUUGGCUUUACUUUUUUUCUCCGCAAUCGGAAGGUUCAGCUAUGGGUUUUCUGUUUUUGACACUCAAACCCUAGGCAUCGCUGACCCUUUUAUAGCUGGAUGGAUUUUGGGUGCUUAUUUCCUUGGGGGUUAUGGGGAGGAUGGCCGAGGAAUGAAUGGUUUCUCUAAGGCUGUUAUUACUGCUACCAAAUCUUGGUCUUUGGGUAUUCCAGUGGGAAUGACGAUAAGGGCAGCAACAGUAGGCCAUAUUCCGCCACCUAGCUUUAUCCUAGUAACCCUGGGAAGCACUGCUUUUUUACUUAUUGGAUGGAGAGCACUAUUGUUCAGCAUUCUCCCUGAUGAUAAAAGCAAGGUGGAUGGUGACGAGAAGGAUGGCGUUGUCAUGAAGGAUGGCGUCGAGAAGGAUGGUGUCGACAAGCAUGACAAGCCAUUUGAUCUGUUUGAGUCGAUUACAUCUUUUGUUCAAGAACUCCAAAAUCAGUGGAAGGCAUUAGAAAAAAAUAUUCCACGAACAUCACAGUGAAGUAAAGCCUGAGACCACUCUCAGCUCCCAAGCAAGUAUUUUUCGUUUUUAUUUAUAAAGGAUCAGAAUUACUCCCUAGCAAGUAUUUUUCGAUCACAUCUGUUGUUCAACGGGUGGUGAAAUAGUGGUCAUCUGUGUUCCUAAAUGAACCAGUGUUACCUUAUGAAAAAAAUAUAUUUUUAUGUAUGUAUAUGUGGUUUAAAUUAUACUUUUGGGUUUUGUAUGUCAGUCGUGUGAUUGUUUGUUUGUCCAAAUCUUGGUCCGUGGUAUUCUAGUAAAUUCGUCUUAUUCUUUUUUAUUUUUUA
Molecule: messenger RNA, 1417 nt
Organism: Cornus florida
Lineage: Eukaryota; Viridiplantae; Streptophyta; Magnoliopsida; Cornales; Cornaceae
Exons: 4
Coding region: 516-1112 (198 amino acids)
Source: RefSeq, a predicted model, not a curated record